Messenger RNA from Phycomyces blakesleeanus NRRL 1555(-), 1941 nucleotides. RefSeq lists its product as hypothetical. The transcript has a single exon. The record is from RefSeq and is a predicted model, not a curated record. The coding region runs from base 1 to 1941 and encodes 646 amino acids. NCBI's taxonomy places the organism in Eukaryota, Fungi, Mucoromycota, Mucoromycetes, Mucorales, Phycomycetaceae. Gene Ontology annotation, molecular function: protein binding.
AUGUUGCCAUCCGAUCUCCCAUUCGAGAUUUUGAUUAUUAUUGCCAAUCUUGUCUCACUAAAAGACAAGUCUCUAUGCUCUCGCAUCUGUAAAUCAUGGAGAGCUCCAUUUCAAGAGUCAAUGCUAAAAGACGUCGUAAUCCACACAAAGGAAGAACUCGACGCAAUCUGUGACAUGUCAACUAAAAAUCCUAGAAUAUAUCAAAAAAAUGGCCAGCAUGUCCGACAUCUCUUCCUCUACGAAAACAGCCAUCCGACUGACCAGCACAUCCAAAUACUUCAGCAGCACUUUCCCUAUCUGCAGCAUCUGCAUAUCAAAGGCGAACACUUUAGUAGCACAACAUUUGGAACAGCGGUCAAUUGGAACCUCUGGAGUUCUUUGAGGGAGUUGUGGAUCGGUAUGGAAACACUGGUCACCGAAAAUUCAGAAAAGAUGUUCCUGGACAUCAUAUCUUGUCUUCCCCAGCUUCGAAGAUUAGAACUGGCUCGCCAUUCUUGGUACACCAAAAUGUGGUUUACACUAAAUGAUUUCGAGACCCUGCACAAAAACUUACCACGUUUGGAGCAUCUAGCCCUCGGUUUAGACAUGAACGAGCUCACGACAAAAGAUCUAGUCCGAAUAUCAAGCACACCUCCAGUCAGUAACUUAUCCUAUUUUGACAUCGAUACCAAGAUCAUGGACUACAGAUGGAUAGCCUAUUUUGCUCACAAGUACCCCAAAUUACACACACUCCACUGGAGAACCGACGGGAGUGGAAUGGCGCGGAUGAAAUAUCAAAAGGAGGCCGCGUCAUUAUUCAAGUCAAUACCAAAUGCCUUCAAGUACCUUAGGACUCUCAGAAUGAAAAGCGAGAGAUCUCAGGAUGAAGAGAAUCUCAGCUUCUGGGAGAUAUUCUGCCCUUCAACCAUCCUUGUCAAGAGCAUCAAGUGGCAGCCUUAUAUAUUCUACGAUAGACCAGACAUAAUCGAAAGGAUCAUCAAAACAUGCAUGCAUUCGUUUUCAGAAACCUUGGAAAUACUCUCGAUCGAGUGUCUAUUUAACCUCGAUCACCCGUUCUUAAUCAGAAAUGCGUUCAUCCAUCACUGUCCUCGCUUAGUCGAUCUAAACAUCCAUCAUUGCAAUGCCUCGAUCGAGCUAGAUACUCUCCUCGAUGUCUUUCCUGCUCUAGGGAAACUUCGGCUCUUUGGGGGUCGAAUCUCAGUCAGUCCCCAAGCAUCUGAAAAAAUAUCGAUAUCGAAGCGUCAGUUGAGAUCAAUAGAAGUGCACCAAGCAACUGUCAGCUCAGCCACUCUCGAAUUCAUUUCCUCCUGUUCAAGGCGAUUGGACAACCUACACUUGAGCUCUACAAAGGUCACCGGAUCAAUUUCUCAAAAGACAGGGCGUCUGUGUAUCGACAUGUCCCGUACUCGCUUUGAAAAUCUUUAUCUUGGUCAUGUUCGAUUCAGCACGUCAGAAGAUGAAGAAAACGAAGACCACAAUCUUAACCUAAUGAUCCUUGCCCGAUCUGCGGUGGAUAUUAUGAAAAUCAAAGAUAAUAACAACAAUCCAGAUGAUCCAAUGAUGCUUGAUAAUGAUAGUAGUAAUACUGAUAGUAAUAAUAAUAUUAGUGAUAGCAGCAGCAGCAGCAGCGGCAGCAGUAGUAAUAAUAGUAGUAAGGAGACAAAGUCAAAUACGGUCAAGUACACUUGGAUAUAUACAUCCCAUGAGAAAGCACGUAAUCAGUGGUGGACCUCUAAUACACACAAGCUUACCAAAGCACAAGCUAAUCGUGCCCAUCAAUAUUUCUGUGAUUUUGAACGUGAGAGGUAUCUAGCAAUGCAAAGGGGACCUCGUAGUGAUGAUAAAGAAGAGAGAACGCUGGAAAACUGGACAAAACAUCUUUAUCAUGGUUUCACCACAUUAAAAUGUGGAUAUAUAGAAAAGUAUACUAUCGGUAGCUAA